Messenger RNA from Homalodisca vitripennis (glassy-winged sharpshooter), 6605 nucleotides. RefSeq lists its product as uncharacterized. NCBI's taxonomy places the organism in Eukaryota, Metazoa, Arthropoda, Insecta, Hemiptera, Cicadellidae. Gene Ontology annotation, cellular component: membrane. The coding region runs from base 131 to 4543 and encodes 1470 amino acids. The record is from RefSeq and is a predicted model, not a curated record. The transcript is spliced from 25 exons.
AGUAGUGUCGUGCCGUGCCGUGUUGUGAGCAACAAUCAAACAUCGCGUGCCAUCCUAGUAGUACACGUUGUGAAGUGUCAUGUGAUUAGAUAUCCGCAUCUCACUGUCUUGGGAUUUAUUUGUUUUACGAAUGAUGGCUCUGGGGCCGGCGGGUCCAGUGUGGCCGCCCUGGCAUUGUAGACGCCGCCACACCUUCCCUACACACUCCAGAAGGAGCCGCAGCAGCAAGCGGUGGCGGAGACGCAGGCAGUGGUGGCGAGUGUCACCACACUCUCUGUCAGACUCCAGCUGUAGCUCGGAGGACGAGAGUACAUCAACACUGACAUACCGGCACCAUUCAGACACUGAGACCAACAUGCCGGGUGGAUUCGAGAACUCUGCGAUGAAGUCAAGUUUUUCCCUGUCCUCGCUGCAGCCCUCUAGUGCAAGUCUAGAGACUCCUGAACAUGCGAGGCCAGAGAGACCUUACAACUCCCUCAGGAAAACUUGCAGAAAAGAUCCCGAACAAGAGUCAUGGAGGAGAUCAUGGGACAGAAAAGAUGAUACAAAAGACGAAUUUUGGAAUGCGCUAAAACCAAACUACCUCUACUUAAUGGAUAGUAAUUUAAUCGACAGUUGCAAGGAAGCGGGUCGGGACUUGCACUACGGACCGUCACCGACCCACGACUGGAGCUUCGAGCAGUUCUGCACGCAAUUCACAGAACUUGAUCUAUGGCUCACAAGUAUCCAGGAAACAAUUUACUCUAAGGAAGAAAAUGUCACCGAUAGAAACUUAAGACUGAGUCACGUUGAAGAAAUGCACCGUAAGACAUACAAGAGGAAAGUAUUCAACAAUCAGGGCGGACGGUUGGCAGCCAGGUUCCCAGAGCUGAAGGAUGAUGUCAAGUGGCGGAUGGCACACCUGAACCGCAAGUGGGAGAGACUGGAGCAGACGGUCACUCCGCGCAAACGCUCUCAUCCGGACCACCUCACACAUGCCAUAGAUGUGGAACAUGAGCUCAACUGCCUUAGAAAAUGGUUAAGGCUGACUGAACGAAGACUGCUACCUCUCAACUUCCGUGCUACAUGGACGUUGUCAGAAUUAGAAGUUAAGGCUAAAGAACAUCAGGUGAUCCAGCGUGAGGUGGAGUUGCACGGUAAGAUCGUGUGCUCGGUGCUCAAGCGCUGCGACAGGCUGGUACAGGUGGAGGCGGAGGCAGGAGUCGCCUCGCCGGUCAAUCUUCCUUCGCGCGGUCGUCGCUUCGACUCCAACCAAGCCAUCAAGGCAGCCCGCGACCUCGAGAGACGCUGGCAGUACCUCUACAUCCGCAGUCUCGAGUGGCUCUGUCACAUAGAGAACGAGACCAAACGGGCCAAGAACAAGAGCCCUGUGUCUGUGAGCGUGGUGGACAGUGACGAAGGAGAGCCUGUACACAAGUACCCACGUCUGAGCUGCAGUCCCUGGCCAGACCAACACUCCACCACUGAGUUCCAUGAUGUGGAUGGAGACUAUGUAAUGGACGUAAGCUCAGCUGGCGAGAUGGUGGGAUCUCAGAGUGACCUGAAUCUCUCACUCCCCCCCUCCUCCUGUAAGUCCCCUUCGCACUCCUCCCUCAUCAACCGCUCUGGCUCCAUGCAGAUCCCAGCUGAGGAGGAUGUUAUCAACGAGAACUUCCCCUUCCACAAGUCCAGUGGGUUCGACAGUCACACCAGACGUCAGAGUGAGCCCGCACGGAAACUGUUUCCAGAUGAGACUUCAUUUACACGGUCCGAACGCCCUGCACGAAAUUAUGCCACAUUUUAUUCAAAACAUCCGGAUACGGAAUCAGAACGAGAGGAAGGAUUGAUGGAGACCGACACUAAGAACUCGGAUGUGUCCUCAGAAGAAGAUGAGUGGACGUACAAGCCUGGCGUGGAUGGUGAGGACUCACCGGUCCUGAAUGAUGACAGUUCCCUUUGCCACUCGACGGAGACUCUGUCAUCUGUACCCAAAUCGGUCAAACCACAGGUGGAGCCACUCACAAAGCCCAAGCUUAAAAAGCUGAUCGAGGGUGCAGAGGUGAUAGCCCACUCAUCACCGACACGCAGUCAACGCAACUUCCUGCCCUUGAUAUUUGAUUCCACAAGGUCAAAAUCCAAAGUAAGCGACUGGAUGAGAUUAGGCUGGGAUCCUGAAGAUGGGAAAACUCAGGGGGAGAGUUGUGAUGCCAGUGGGGAAUACACCACAGAGGAAGAGGGUCACUCUGCCCAUUCGUCUGGGGACUUCCACACUAGUGUCAUCAACUGCCACCAGAGUGCAGAGCUGAUACCUACAUUAGACAGUCCUGUUGUUGAUAAACCUUCCCCCUCCACCAUUAUGUCAAGUUCUUCUGACCAAUUCAAAAUAUCAUCUGUGGUUCUGAGGACCAAGAGGAAGGAUGGAACACCGAAACGGCCACUGAGCGAGUCCGGAUUGCCGCAACUGCCUCCUGGUAUGGAAGAUGACAAGUUACUUCAGUCACGUUCUGAAUCUGCUUUGCAUCAGAUGGACAACACCCCUACUCAGAGUGUGAAGAUGGACACAUCUAUGCACGGAACUCUCUCGUCCUCAACCACAGUGGAGGAGAUGCCAAGUCAGACUCAGGAGGGCAGUGGUGGAGGCUACAGCUCCAACUCCUUACGAAGGAGAAAAAUAAAACUCCGGAAGAGGAACCUGGGGAGAAAGAGUGACUCAGGAUCAGAUGGACACGACCCACCAUCACCGCUAAGGUGUGGGCCUGCGAUACGCCGAGUACCAACAAGUGGCACCGAGACAGAGGAAGAGGUCGAGGGGGAAAGCAAGUUGCGGUCAGUGCGCAGAAAGCUUAUUCCACCUGCCAAUUUCCGGCUUGGUCCAGACAAUGGAGUUGUUACAGUGUACAGUUGCGCAGACAAGGCACUGUCUGCCGAUAGUUCAUUUUCAGAACAAGCUUGGGAUAACUACCAGGAAAAGUAUAUGAGUGAGGCGUACAGUGAAGAAACGCCAGACCAAGAAACGACCCGCCGACUUUUAGAGUUUGGUGACGACUACCGCAAUUAUCUGGACAGCCAGUCCGACGGCGCCUCCAGCCUGGGCUUUCCUCGUCCAGGUUUCAAUCGGAGGCGUAGACAGUUGGCAGUGGACAGGGAGAGCCUGGGCUUGGACAGUGACUCUGAGGGUCAAGAGGUUCGCAACCUCAUCACCAAGUCUCAAUCACAGCUCACCUUCUCUGAGCAAGCCUGGGUUCACCUCUCUAACGCCAACUCUCUUCUCGUCUUGGCCAAGGAUUUUGCGGAGAUUAUAUCGACAUGUAAAGAUAACAUAGGAGUUCUGAAGAUAUUUUUGGAAAGCGUCGGGAAGGACAAUGAAUUCGUAGAGGAGUGUCGAGAAAUUAGGGGGCUGAUGGAGAGAUGGGAAUCGCUGGAGGGGCGGUCGGAGGAGCUACAGAAGGCGCGAUCGCUGCAGCGAGAGAUGGGAGCAUUGCGAGAGGAAUUGCUGGAGCUGACACGACGUGUUACAGCUACAGAGAGUGAUAACCUGCAAGACAGGGACCAACUGGACCUCCAUAUACUCAACAUUAAGGGUGAGCAAGCUAACCUAUCUCAGCGUAAGAAGCAGCUGUUGGAGAUCAACACUGCUGUACACAAGUUCUUCACAGACUCUGGUCAGAAGGGCGGAACCAUCGAGGCUGCUGCAAGGCUCAAAGAUGAUGUCAAGGAUCUCUACUUUGUCUGGGAUGAGACCAACAAAAGAGUGAGUCAGCAGUUGGAGAGGUUGACUCAGUUGUCAGCAGCGUGGCAGACAUUUGAGAGCCACUUGGCAGAACUGCAGGUAGCUCUCCGGGGUGACCAGAACACUCUGAGGUUGCUGCACUCUGCCUUGCAGCAGGGACCUGUGUCUCAGGACGUAGCGUCCUCCGUCAUUGAUGUUGCUAAGGUUCUAUCAGAGAAACAGGACUUGUGCUUCCAGAGUGUGUGUGCACUGAACAACACUACUCCAGUGAUUCUGUCCCUGCCUGCCAGCACCGAGGGUUCCCUAUCCGACUCUGGAAUCUCGGACUCUGGGUCGGAGCAGGAGAGUGAGCGAGAACGCCGCCUGAGUGCCGUACGCCGCCUAGCCCGCCAACUAGAGGCAGUUCUCAGUCCCAACAGUCAGGCUAUCAGAGACAUGGCCAAGAGAAUAGAGCAGACGGAGAAUGAGCUGCGAGGGCUACAGAAGACCUGCCGGGAGCUGAUAGUGAGGACAGCUGUGUGUGCUGAUGCCAGGAUACAGCAGCAGGACUCUCCCUCACCCUCGCCCUCUCUCGUCAACAGGAGCAAGCGGGGUGCGAGUGGGCCGCAGAGUUUCCUGGUGCCGGACGACGAUGACGACGAUCCUGGUCCUGGCAAGAGGUCUGCCGGCUGGCUCUGGCGGGUCAUCCGCGCAGCGCUACCCUUCCAGAUGGCCAUCCUCGCCAUCUUCUGUGUGGCCUGUCUUCUAGAGCCCCACUGUUGUGACAACAUCAACAACCUCAACUUCUCGCUCACCCCUCAGUUGCGCUACGUGCGUGGUCCCCCUCCCACCUAGACGCGGACCAUCUUACUCUUAACUUUCGCAUAGUUUUUGAAUUUAAUAUUUUAAUCUAUAAGUAGGAUUAUAUUAAUCUUAAUUUGUACUCGAAGAUGAAAUGAAUGCAAUCGUUCUGUGCUCUCCUUCACGCGUUCUGUUCGUGACUUAUUUUAUUAAUAAAAAGUAUACCCAGUGUUACUAAUUUUGUUCCUAUGUCUUUCACACUGGUUAUAAGGCUGCAAAACUGUCACUUUGUCAAAUUACUUGUGUACUGAUUAAAAUAGACGUUAGGAAUUCCCUAGACACUUAAUUAUAUAAAGAUCGCGAGGUCCUGUUUUGUAAAUAACUAAAAUAUUCUGUGAAUAUUUCGUUUACUUUUAUAUUAAAAACAUUAUUGUUUUUACUUUGUUUCUUCCAAGAUAUUGUUGUACUGAAGUAUAUUUCACAUGUAUUUUAUAUGUAAUAGUGUAUCUCUCUAUUAUGAUGUUUGUCUUGAAACUUUACAAUCAAUCAAUGUUGGAUAGGGCGAAUUGACAAGUUUUCAUAAUAAUUAUGUAAGGUUGAAUAUUAUUGUAAUGGAAUUGCAUUCAUUUGUAAAGAGAUAUGUAAAAAGUUAAUGUGAUAAAAGUAAGAAAAUCGUGUUGUAUUAACAAUUUUGACUAUCUGGUUUCCUCUUAAUAAUUAAUGAAGGUUUCUUGUAUUAAUAUCGUUUGGUUUUGUUUGUGUCACGAAGAUGGCCAAUAAGUGUUAGAGUAACGGAGAGCCUUAGUGAGGGUUGUGCCUUGCACUGUAUGUGAUUGUUUGUGUGUUGUGCAUGAUACAGGAAAUGUUCAACUGAAAGGUAAAUUAUUUUAUGUUGUAGCUGGUAGCACACCAGAUUAGAUUGUCAGUGAGUAAGUGAUUGUAAAUUAACUUCGGUGCCAUCAUCAAUUACAUUUUUUUGAUUUCCAUAAAAUAAUUUAUCUUCAGUUGCGUAGUGUAGCGUGUGUACGUGUAACCUAGAUACACUAGUGUACACUCUCAUGUUACGUAGGUUAGCCUGCUUGUCCUGGACUGUACUGCUCGGUUGGUGUAAAUAUUUUUCUACUCCUGAAGUCUGCAACAAUAGCCAAGCAAGCCACAUUCCUGACACUGCCCGCGGGAACAUUGCCCCAAACUCGUUUUACAAUUGGACCACUCGGGAAAUGAAUGUAAUAAAACUGAAUGUGAUAAGUAUUAUAUUUGUGAUUGUGUUACUGAUUACACAAAUAAGAGUAUUUUGUAUUACAACAAAUUUAUUUUUUAGGUGUAGCCAAGAAUUUAGAAUUAAUGAAAGCUGGUGAGGUUCAACAAUCGGAGCCUUUGGUAAGUAAUUUAUUGAACUCAAGAGCUGAAAAUGUCAUAUUGUGUUUUUAUUGAUGUAACUGUAGUUACCAGAAUUACAAAUUCAAGUUUUAAGUAAGGUUAUCUUGUAAACACCACAAUGUCAUUUUUGUAACAUUGUAAAACAUUGCAUUUUUAUUGUAAGUUUUGUAAUUUGUUCUUAAUUUUUAUAGACAAUACCAUUUUUGUUAUUAAUUUCUUUUUGUUUUUUAUCUCGUCCCAAGAAAUAUUUUAUUGUUUUUCUUCUGAAACAUGUUAUUUUUGUUUUGUUCCUAAUUAGUUUUUAUAACUUUAUUGAUUUUGUUAUAUGAGUAAAAUAUUUAUAUACAUUAGAAGUAUUAAGACAACUAAAAACAUUGGUCUUCCCCAAAUUUUUAUAAAACACUAGAGAUUUAUUGAAAGGGGAUAAGGGUUAUUUGCACAAUAUUGAAGUAUUUAGAUUUUUUACUGAAUUUUUAUUACUCGUAGUUUAUAUAAUAUAUUUGAUGAAUUAAAUUGUUUCUUUUCUUUAAAAUACCGAUGUACUGUACAAAAAAAAACUAUACAAAUAGCAAACUGCAAAACAAAACACCACCAGGUCACCCCUUAUGAAAUGAUAAACAACUAUAAACCUCAACUAAAUACUACUAAGACACUACUAAGUUUUCUAUCUUUGCUAGAGUUGUGUUGUGGUAGCCAAGACCUAAAAGGGAAAAUAAAUAAAAAAAAUUGUAAAUAA